GUAUGAAUUCUGUGUGCUAACGUUAUAUAUACAUAUACUUAUAUAUACGUUUAAAAUCAUUCUAUAAACUUUUAUCAACGGACAAUCAUGUCAAAUAAUGUUUUUUUCGAAAUUACUUUAUUUUGUGUUCUAACUUGAAACGAUACUCGCAUCAACUAUCCAUCUACAUGUACAAGUGUUAAGUGUGGUAAAAAGGAAGAAGCAAACAAAAAAAAAUCCUUUAACUUGUAAUGCAAUGAGUACAACGAAUUUUGUUCAAAAGGAACCAUUAAAAUUCUGAGAAUAUAUUAAGUGGACAGAAAACAAAACUUAAGAACCAAGACCAGAUCCGUGAGAGGAUAUAUUUAUAGCAAAUAAUUCCAAUUUUAUCUAACAAUCUCACAAUAAGUGUGGUGUUCAAAGCAAAAAAAAAAGAAGAAGAUUAUUUUACGCAAACCAAGUAGAGUGAAAUAACACUAAAAAAUUUUUAAAUUAUUAAAGAAACAAAAAGUAAAAAUUUAAAAUUUCUAUAUUAAAACGUAGAACGUAUAUAAACUAAUACUUAUAUACAUUAAGUGUGGGUGUGUUAUAAUACUAAUUACCAAUAAAAACAAAAAUUCCUAAGAUUUAUUCAAAAAAAGAAUUAAAAUUUAAAAUAAAAUUCAUAAACGACCUAUAACUAAGUGUAAUUCUAUUGCAUAAAAUAGAUUAGAAUCAAAUUGUCGUCGCAAAAAUAAACAAAACUAAUCAAUAAACAUAAACAUAUCAAAGUAAAAAAUAAAAAUAAAAACUAAAUCAACAAUGGCCUCAGCAAACUAUAUGGGCCAGAUGGCUAACAAUAAUAAACAAUCCUCCGACAAUGCAAAGACUCAUUCACCGAAAAUCCGAACGCACAGUCAAGUAGUGGCCGGCUCGUCGUCCAACCAACGCAGUCCACUAAUGGCCAAUCGUAAUCAACAUUCACAAGAACCGCCAAACUAUCAUCAUAUACAAAAUCUUAUGGGAACAAAAACAUCAUCGUCAUCAUCAAUACAAUCAUCCAUAUCGGGAACAACGAAUCCUCAACAUCUGCAACAACAACAACAACAACAACAACUGCAACACAAUCCUCCACCUCCAUACAGUCAUCAUCAACAAAUGAUUUCAUCUGAACGGUAUGCAUCCUCAGACAAUAAUUCGAUCCAUUCGCGUCAGCACGAUAUUAUGGUGGAUAGCAAUUGUAGCAGUGAUGGGAGUGUUAUAACCAGUGCCACGGCCAGUGGUUUAAAUAAAAUUCAUCCGGACGGUGGGUCAGUGAAGCACGAACAAGGAGCUGGUUUGACUAGUGUUAACAGCGAACAACAGCUCUGCAUGAUGUACAAUGCUCAACAACAUUCCGAUUAUAUUAUUUCGGACUACAUGGACAAGAUUGCCACACGAAUCAAUAUACUGGAAACCGAAUUGAAAUUUGCUUGGCGCGCAUUGGAUUUAUUGUCCAACGAGUACGGCAAAAUGUGGAGUCGCUUGGAGAAGUUGGAGAAUAUAACGGUUGAACAACAGUCGGUCGUCGGCAACAUAAUGGAAUUAUAUGGACGUGGCAGAGGAGCAUCGGAUCUGCUCAGCAACAAUGGCAGCCAAAUUGUUGUUGUUCAUCCAGAUGACGAUCCUGCACACGUUGAAGCUUUGAUGCAACAAAAUUUUGACUAUGACGAAGAGGACAUUCAGCAAAUGCAACAGAUGCAACAAAUGCAGCCUUUGGGUGUUGCACCACCAUCGGCUCUUGAAUUUAACGAUAUGCUCGAAGAACUGAAGAAUGACGCUCUCGACACAAACUUAUUGUUGAUGGGAAGCUAUUCUAAGAUGAUGGAACAGCAGCAGCAAUCUAAUCGCUCAAAAUCUCCUGCUAUCGUCGUCAUAAAUAACGAAUUCAACAGAAACGAUGGGUAUGACGAAAUUGCUGCUAGUGUCAACGAGGGAAAUCUUAUGGAUUUUCGCAGAAUGCGAGCGGCUGCAGCUGGUAAGGAAUUCGAAGAGUUGAUUCAGUACAUGGAAAGAGAUCAAAAAGGCAAUGCUGUAAUGAUAAGAGAACUAUUGGGUAAUGGGGCCAUUAAAGAUGGACUUGAAGAAGGAAUUGAUCUCAUGCAGCGCGAACGGUUACUGAAAAUGUAUCAAAAUGACAUGUACCAACGAAUGAGUGGUAAUAUCGAUCAACCGACUGCAGAUGGAAUUUUUAAAGCGCAAAUAGACAACCGGAUGCGUUCUGAUACGGAUUUUUUUCGGAGUGGCGAGCUAAACAGGGACAUCUUUAGUAAUAUGUUCCAAACUAGGGACGUGCCAGGUGCCGGAAAUGAUGAUUUUUUUCGGCAGACCACCGAUAGCGGUGGAGGAGGAGGAGGAGGAGGAGGAGGAGGAAAUGAAAUGGCGAUGAUAGAAGGAAACGACGAAGAAAUGAACGAAGAAUUUUAUCGUAGUUUGAAUCAAGCAUAUCGUGACGAUGGAUUCAAUAAUGUAUCGGCAUCGAAUGUGGAAAUAAUUCUGCCACACAAAGAAUCUGGUGAGCAUGUUGUACCAUCGAGACCAGUUUCUUCACUGGGAAUGAUCUACGAAGACAACGAGGAGCUAGAACCGGAUCAUCAGAGUUCAGCUUCGGAAGUUGACGAAUUUCUACAUUUUGGCGAAGCAAAUAAAAGACUUGAGCAUAGCUCAAAUGUAUCAAUAGCUCAAGGUAUUUCUAGUCAAAGCGGCCAGUUAAACCAGUCGAAACAUAAGCCUCGGCUGGAAAGUCAUACCAAACGGUCGAAGAAAAAGAAGCACCACAAAAAUGAAAUGGAACUGUUGAAUAAUUUGAAAACAGCCAUUGCCGGUGAUCAAAUCAUCGAUGGUGUAGCUACGUCGACAUCGGCCCCUCAAUCGGGAAACGAAAGCAGUAGCCCUCCGAAGCUAAUGAGCAAAAAUGAAUUGAUAGCCCAUAUAAUGAGCGAAAUAAAUAAGGUGGAGGAGCUUACACAGUUCAGUCAGCAACAGUUCGAUGACCUUCGAGCAAUAAUCGAACGGGAAUAUGGAUUCUUUGAAAAGAUUAAAAAAAUUAACAAAAAUCUCAUCCUGUUGCUGCUGAAUCCAAUAUCCAGAUCAGAUAGUUUUGAUGACAGUGAUCAGCGUUACAAACAACUGACUGAAAAGCUGCAGAAGAACAUCGAAAUUAUUAAGAAAUUAUUGGGAAAUGAUUAUCAAACGAUGGGAGCAGUAGUUGAUGCGAAGCCAACAACUGACAUCGACUUAAAUAUUAAAAAUGAAAAUUUUUCUGAAUUAGAUAGUUUAAAGCAAAGAUAUGAAAUGAAGAGCAACGUUGACAAUGUUUACACCUCUGCUAUAUUCGAUGGAAAUAAUAGCCGAAGUUCUAGCAAUCGUAAUCUGGCUCAACAAACAACCGACGAUUAUAGUCGCAAUUUGCUGCAGAAUAACAGUCAACUGAACGCUCAACUGAAGAUACUUGAAAGCAAGGAACACGAAAUCAUUCGAAAGUCUCUUAGGAAUAUUAAUCAAAUGGACGAAUAUUAUGCAAUACAACAGCAGAAAUCGUCCAUCAUUCCGCAGUUGGACAACAUGUCUCGGAAUAAUUUGCUUGACAAUUUCGACGAAAAGGCUAUCAUCAGUGAAAAGGUCAUACUGGACGAAAAAUUAGCGCAAUUCAAUCUUAUCAAUAACGACGAACGGAAUGCUUUUUUAGGAGGAAAUUUCGGCUCAGCCACCCAUUACUCGAGUAACUCAAGUAUUUACAGCAACGAUGAGUAUAUCAAGUCGUUGAAGAAGUCCUUAGAACGUCACAAUUCAAUGCUGUUCCUAUUACAUUUGCAAAAUCCUAACAAUCGUGGUCCUGGUGGAUCGACUGCAACCACUGAAGAUUUUGCCAUAGUCGAUGAUGAUAGAAUUAGUAACGGUUCGCACAGUCCUCCGCCGCCUGCUCCCAACGGUGAAGAUCCGAUGUCAAACGCUCAAAAUCUACAGAAACAGCAGAUUGUUAACCUACCCAUGUCGGCAAUGAAUCCAUUUCAUGCCGAUAUAAUGUCAUUGAAUGAGGAAUUGCAUCAACAACGAUUAGAUAUAGAACAUAAUCAACAGCAAAUGCUGCGCACUCACAUCGAGUCAUCGCCAAAGAAAACGAAAAGCGACUCUGGACUGUCGUCCAUGAGUGGAUUCUCAAGUUUAGAAAAAUCACCGAAUUCUCCAGGAAACAAGCAAUUGCAACGGCAACAGCUGCACUACUCUAGUGGCAGUUGUACCGAGCUUCCGAAGCAUAUGGGAUCAAAUUUCAAUGAAAAUGACUUCAUGUUUUCCGAGGAGAACUUGAACUACAUUCGUGAGCUAUCGAAAAAUGUUCCGAUCUGUUCCGUUUAUGAGAACAAAUCGAUUUUCGAUGAAGCCGAACAUCAACGAUCCCGUAAACACGGAUCGUCAUAUCAACUGUCCUCGUCGACAGCAAGUCAUUACGGUUCGCAAGGCAAUUUUCCCGAUCUCGUUCAAGAUCAAAACAAGGACCUGAAAUACUAUGCGGAUGGUCACAAAAGUCAGCAACUCGGUCCGUCUCCAUCUCCAUCACCUAGUCGACGUAGUUUGUCGCGCGGUCAAUCGUACUACGAUGAACCUCCGAUCGAAGUGGAUGAUGAAUACAAACGAACUCAUUCGCACCAGCAAAAGCACAAGCAACUUACUGAUCGGUUAGUUUUCUAUCCGUCGUCUAGUAAGAUCACCGACUAUAAUAGCAGCAUGAAUUUAGACUAUACUGGUCGAAUAGAUGAUAUCAGAAGACAUCAACAGCAGCAGCAGCAGCAGCAGCAUCAACAGCAGUAUAAUCUGUCACAAGCCAUGUCUCAGGAUCCCAAAAAUUUUACCAAUUUAGAUAGGCACCAACAAAAUAUUAAACAUUACAUGCAAACGCUGCAAACAAUACAGGGCAGAAGCCAAGAUUCACGUUCAUAUCCAAGAAAUGGUGCCACAAAUAUGCGCUAUGGAUCUUUAGAUAGUCAACAAGCGCCCGCAUUACCUGCCCAUCAAAAUCAACAACAUUCCUACAUUCUGAACCAGUCCGGUUAUGUCACCAUCAGUUCCGAUUUGAAGGAAAAAAUGCAACCUCAACAAUCCAAUCAUCAUCAACAAUCGGCGUCAUUAACGUCGACCCACAAUAACAGCAAAUUGGUGAACAAAUUUUCACAUUGGCUUCCGGAUUUAAAAUUAAAGAAAUUGAGCAAGAAACAUCGAUCCCAUUCUCUGCCAGCCGGUGUUGAAAUCGACGAUGACUUACCUCAACCGAAUGCCACCAGGCACCAAUCAGCUACUUCAGCACAACAAAAAUUACGAAAAGAUUCGUCUUCCAGUUCGGGCGUGUCGACAAACGCAUCGACGAAAAAGAAAAAGCGUUCGUUAGUUUCCACCAUGUCCAACAUAAUGCAAAAAGCAAAAUCAAUAAAUCGUCGUCACAGUUUCACGCAUCAUUCAUUUACCAAUCCAUUCAGUCAUCAUAAACAUGUGGGAGCUUACUCUAAACAUCCACAUUCGACCAGCCUAUCGGAUCCGGAAGGCGAUGUUCAUGGAUUUUUCUCGGACAACGACGAUACGACCAGUACUAGCGAAUAUGAGAAACAAUCGCUACUGGAUGAGUAUGGAGGCUUCGGUGAUUUGCAGCACGAUCAGCAAGCUAUGCUGUUUCCUACCAUGAGUAACGUUCCUAAAAUUAACGAACAAAAAUCAGCUCCCGACCAGGCUCCUCGAGAAUCACAAGCCAAAAAAGUGCAGCCACCACCCGUCUCAGAUAGUGAUGAUAGUGGAGGUGAAAUUUUCAUAAAUCCGAUGUUUGCAACAGUUGGCGAUGCAGUGAAACCCCACAGUGGCGGAGAGAACAGCGGAGAGGACAAUGUUAAUGAGCCGAAAGUAGCGACUGCCUCCAUUACUGUUGUAACUCCAUCACCGGAUCCAUCGUCUAGUAACACAACCAGUGGAGAUCCGAACAAUAAAUUCAUCUUCUCCAGCACUAGCAUGGAAUUUGCAGUAAGUCGUAAAAUUGCGAAGUAUCGCCAGAAAAAUGUUAGUUCGGACGAUAUUAACGGACAAAAGCAUAGUGACGAUGGUGGAGAGGGUAGUGAACAACAGAUUCCAGUUGCAGUGGUCGUUCCGCCUACGACAAUGACAACACCAAUCAGGCCUCCCGAACAUCAAAAGUCAAUAUCUCACAUAGGACAACUUCAAAAAACCCACUCCAUUUUUGUCGAAGAUGAGAACAUCCCAGUCGAGAACUUUGGCAAUGUACCAACAUCUUCCGGAUUCGAUCUACAGCCUGCAACGCAAAGUAUCAAAACGAAUAUCUUUGAUACCAUCCCAUCCGAACCCGUGACCGUUCCAUCUAGCAACGCAAGAAGUUUUAAAUUUUCGCAAAAGAGUCAACAGAGCUUGGAUAUUCCAUCGUCUCGCGAUGAUGAAGACAACCGUAGCCAACAUUCGUAUCGCACAAUGUCAUCGUCGCGACGGCAAUCAACCGAAGAUAGCAUCGACACAGAUGACGAGUAUUUUGUCUAUGAAUUACGGAAAUUGGAGGAGCUGGAACGGCGCAGUCAUAUGGAGUCGUCUACCUACUAUGAUGAUGGAGUGCACGAAAGUGAACAAUUACUAAAUAAAAUCGAUCAACUGGCGAUAGACGAAGAUGACGAAUAUACUAUGCUAAAUGAACGUAAAUCCUAUCAGCCGGACGAGGAUGUUAAAGAGAAAAUGUCUUUCGUAUUAAGCGAACUGAAAAAUGUGGUUAAAUUGCAGCCAGAGAUUAAAGUGAACAACGUACGAAGGCGAAGUGAGGCAGAAAAGGGACAAGGGAAAAAGUCGAAUGUCUACGAAAAGUUUUCCCAUGCCAGCGACAUAUCCUGGCAGAAUAAAACGUAUGACGAUGAUGAGGAGAAUUUCUUGGGUGAAAUCGAUCAGCUAGAAAAAGAAAUUAAGAACCAGCGCUACGGCAAACAACAGAAACCUAUAAAAAUGCGGAAAAGGAGACGAAAAAGUCCUAACUACGGUGACUCCUACGACUCAGAUGAACCCGAUGAAUAUUCGUCAACACCAUAUUCGUCGGAAGAAGAUGACAAAGACCCGAACAGACCACGUCCAAUAUCCAGAGACUCAUCGGAAGCAACGUCUGGUCCGGAUAGUCCAUGUCAUCUUACCGACGAUGAUUUGGAUCAUACGGAAGCUUUCCGAAAGAUGGAAGACUACGAUGACUUUAAGCAGCGCCAAAAAACUGAACUAACCGAGUCAAAAAACGACGUAGCUGUCUCCCCAAAUGAUGAAGUGAUGCACGAAAGCGGUCAACUUGCCGUCGAUUCGAACGAUGAACGAAGAACAUCAACGGAUGAGAGAGAGUUGUCCGGCGAUAUGGGUGAAUCGGAUGUUGGGGAGAUGGGUACGGAAAUAAUAAAAUCAGUGCGUAAAAUGCCAGGUGAAAAGAUGCUGAGCCAUGAAUCGAGUCAGGAUAGUCAAAAUGGUGUCCUCGGUAGCAGUAAAUGGAAGCUGCUGAAAACGUUGAAGGAGAAAAAGAUCGAGGAGAAAAAUAAUCAGGAAAAGAUAAAGGAAGAAGAGUGUACACAGAAAGACAAAGAUAAGAAUGGUACCGGUAAUGGCGAAGGCAGCGGUAGAGGCAAUGGCCACCCUGGAGACAAUCCAUUCUAUAGCAACAUUGAUAGCAUGCCAGAUAUUCGACCCCGUCGGAAAUCAAUACCAUUGGUAUCUGAGCUCGUACUCAAGACAAUGGCCGCUACGAAACGUAAUGCCGGAUUAACUUCAGCCGUGCCGCGAGCAACUCUUAAUGACGAAGAACUGAAAAUGCAUGUCUACAAGAAGUCGCUGCAAGCUCUUAUCUAUCCAAUAUCGUCCACAACGCCGCAUAAUUUUGUCCUAUGGACAGCAACAUCACCGACAUACUGCUACGAAUGUGAAGGUCUGCUAUGGGGCAUUGCCCGCCAGGGGGUCCGAUGCACUGAGUGUGGCGUAAAAUGUCACGAAAAGUGUAAAGACCUCUUGAACGCAGACUGCUUACAAAGUAUGCUUUUAAGGGCCGCCGAGAAAAGCAGCAAACAUGGUGCCGAGGACAAGGCAAAUUCAAUUAUAACAGCCAUGAAAGAACGAAUGAAACAGAGGGAACGUGAAAAGCCGGAAAUUUUUGAACUAAUCAGGAUGACAUUCGGUGUGGAUCCGGACACACAUAUAGACUCAUUAGAACAAGCCGAAGCAGCUACGGUUGAGGGAACAUCAAAAUGGUCAUGCAAAUUGACAAUUACAGUGAUAUGCGCUCAAGGACUGAUAGCAAAAGAUAAAAGUGGCACCAGCGAUCCAUACGUUACUGUUCAAGUGAGCAAAGUGAAGAAACGUACCCGAACAAUGCCACAGGAAUUGAAUCCCGUGUGGAAUGAGAAAUUCCAUUUCGAAUGCCACAACUCAUCGGAUCGGAUUAAAGUGCGUGUAUGGGACGAAGAUAAUGAUUUAAAAUCAAAAUUACGACAGAAAUUGACCAGAGAGUCGGACGAUUUUUUGGGUCAAACGAUAAUCGAAGUACGAACAUUGUCGGGCGAAAUGGAUGUCUGGUAUAAUUUAGAAAAGCGUACCGAUAAAUCGGCUGUGUCUGGUGCGAUUCGAUUACACAUUUCCGUAGAAAUUAAGGGUGAAGAGAAAGUCGCCCCAUAUCACGUGCAAUACACAUGUUUGCAUGAAAAUUUAUUUCAUUAUUUGUGCGAAGAAAAUAUUGGAAUGGUGAAAUUGCCUGCCUCCAAGGGGGAUGAGGCGUGGAAAAUAUAUUUCGAAGAACAUCCCGAGGAGAUUGUCGACGAGUUUGCAAUGCGUUAUGGUAUUGAAAAUAUUUAUCAAGCAAUGACUCAUUUCCAUUGCUUGUCCACAAAGUACCUGUGUCCUGGUGUACCGGCUGUGAUGAGCACACUUCUAGCUAAUAUAAAUGCGUACUAUGCACAUACGACAGCAUCGUCAGCUGUAUCAGCUAGCGAUCGAUUUGCUGCUAGCAAUUUCGGAAAAGAAAAAUUCGUCAAACUAUUGGAUCAAUUGCACAAUUCGUUGCGUAUCGAUUUGUCGAUGUAUCGAAACAAUUUUCCCGCUUCUAGUCAAGAAAAACUGAUGGACCUCAAAUCAACCGUAGAUUUACUGACCAGUAUUACAUUCUUUCGUAUGAAGGUGCAAGAGCUUUCGAGUCCGCCGCGUGCCAGUACUGUCGUUAAGGAUUGCGUGAAGGCCUGUCUUAGAUCCACCUAUCAAUUCCUCUUCGAGAAUUGCUAUGAACUCUACAAUCGGGAAUUUCAGGUGGAUCCAAACGAGGCUAAACGAGAUCCUGACGACCACGGACCGAAAUUGGACAACGUUGACUUUUGGCAUAAGCUAAUAGCAUUGAUUGUCUCCGUGAUAGAAGAGGACAAGAAUAGUUAUGGGACUGUUCUCAAUCAAUUCCCGCAGGAGCUCAAUAUUGGCCAGCUUAGCGCAGCCACCAUGUGGGGGUUGUUUGCCGUCGACAUGAAAUACGCAUUGGAGGAGCAUGAACAGCAUCGCCUGUGCAAAUCAUCCGCUUACAUGAACCUACACUUCAGGGUUAAAUGGCUGUAUACGAACUAUGUGAAAGAAGUACCGCCGUACAAAGGCGCUGUUCCAGAAUAUCCAGCCUGGUUUGAGCCUUUCGUUAUGCAGUGGCUCAACGAAAACGAUGAUGUUUCGUUAGAAUAUUUGCACGGUGCUUUCAAUCGUGAUAAAAAAGAUGGGUUCCAAAAAAGUAGUGAACAUUCGCUAUUUUCGAAUUCUGUCGUUGACGUAUUCACGCAGCUCACUCAAUGUUUUGAUGUAGUCAGCAAACUAGAAUGCCCCGAUCCAGAAAUCUGGAAGCGCUAUAUGCGGAGGUUCGCUAAGACCAUAGUCAAGGUGCUAAUAGCUUAUGCCGACAUUGUCAAAAAAGACUUUCCGGAGCAUAUGAAAGAUGAGCGCAUAGCUUGCAUUCUUAUGAACAACAUCCAGCAGCUGCGUGUUCAGUUGGAAAAGAUGUUUGAAUCAAUGGGUGGCGAUAAAUUGGAAGAAGAUGCGGCGAAUAUCUUGAAAGAACUGCAACAGAAUCUGAACACGGCACUGGACGAUUUGGCAUCGCUGUUUGCUGACAGCUUGGAACCGAGAAUCACACAGAGCGUUCGUGAAUUGGGUGACUUAUUGGUUGGCAUUAAGGGUGGCGGCAAUUUGGGCGCUCAAAACCAAGCGGCACAACGUAAUGCCGUUGCGGUUGAAGCGGACGAAGUGUUGCGUCCAUUGAUGGACCUGCUGGACGGAUCAUUAACACUGUAUGCCCAAUCGUGCGAGAAAACCGUACUCAAACGAUUGCUGAAAGAAUUGUGGAAGAUUGUGAUGCGAAUAUUGGAGAAGACCAUUGUCCUGCCACCGAUGACCGAUAAAACGAUGAUGUUCACUAAGCUCACCGACAACGCUAAGAAUCUAGCGGCAAAUGCGAAAAUCGAAGAUAUGGGCAGACUGUUCAAAAAUCAUAUGGCCGGCAAGCAGGACGUCAAAAUCGCUUUAAGUGGUGUAAUGGACAUAUCAAAGGAAGUGGAAAAGAAUCUGUCACCGAAACAGUGUGCCGUACUCGACGUCGCAUUGGACACAAUCAAACAGUACUUCCAUGCUGGUGGAAAUGGUCUAAAGAAAACAUUCCUGGAAAAGUCGCCCGAAUUACAGAGCUUACGUUAUGCGCUCAGCUUAUACACGCAAACGACCGAUACGCUAAUCAAAACAUUCAUUACUAGCCAGGUGCAUGAAGUGAAACGUCGCAGUCUUACCGUUGAUGAAGUCGAAGGAUUAGAAAUUGAUCCCAAUUUGGAGGAACCGCUUAAAGCGAAAUUACGACGUGAAUCUCGACAAGAUUCACAAAAUCCAGAAGAGAGCGUUGGUGAAAUAUCCGUACAGAUCGACUUGUUCACACAUCCUGGAACUGGCGAACACAAAGUCACGGUCAAAGUCGUGGCAGCUAACGAUUUGAAAUGGGUGAUACAAUCGGGAAUGUUUCGUCCAUUCGUCGAGGCGAAUCUGAUUGGACCACAUUUGCAGGACAAAAAGCGCAAACAUGCGACCAAAUCGAAAUCGAAUAAUUGGUCACCCAAAUACAAUGAAACCUUCCAUUUUAUGAUCGGAAACGAAGAGCAGUUGGACUACUUUGAGUUGCACAUUUGCGUCAAAGAUUAUUGUUUCGCUAGGGACGAUCGACUGGUUGGAGUUGCUGUGUUACAAUUGAAAGACAUUGUGGAACAGGGUUCAUGUGCCUGUUGGCUAGCUCUGGCUAAACGCAUCCAAAUGGAUGAGACUGGUUGGACAAUAUUACGUAUCUUAUCACAACGUAAUAAUGACGAAGUUGCCAAAGAAUUUGUUAAGCUGAAAUCGGAAAUACGUCAAGAACCACUGAUACCGAAUCCAUAGGAGUGUAGAAUGUAAACAAACGACAAAAUGUAACAAGAGUGGAAGUUCGUCAAAUCGAAAUGAAUUCCGAACGAUCCAACAAACAUUUAGUAUGAAAGUAAGAAAACAAUAAAAACAAACAAUUUUCUAUGUCAAACUUGUAACGUAAUAGUAUCUGUAGAAACAUGUGAAUGUUACUCAAAAUUUUGAUGGAUAAAAACCGUGAAAGAUAUCACACAAUUAAUUGGUUUAUGUCGAUAAAUGUACAUAUGAUGCCAUGGAAUCAAAUGGGAUCAUUUUUAAUGUCAUUACAAUGUUUUAUAUGAAGGUAACCUUCCGACCUAA
This is a messenger RNA of Bradysia coprophila, 11757 nucleotides long. RefSeq names its product protein unc13 homolog (gene unc-13). Gene Ontology annotation, cellular component: presynaptic membrane; synaptic vesicle membrane; plasma membrane. Gene Ontology annotation, molecular function: calcium ion binding; syntaxin-1 binding; calmodulin binding. The record is from RefSeq and is a predicted model, not a curated record. Gene Ontology annotation, biological process: synaptic vesicle priming; dense core granule priming; presynaptic dense core vesicle exocytosis. NCBI's taxonomy places the organism in Eukaryota, Metazoa, Arthropoda, Insecta, Diptera, Sciaridae.